Molecule: messenger RNA, 754 nt
Organism: Mesitornis unicolor (brown roatelo)
Lineage: Eukaryota; Metazoa; Chordata; Aves; Mesitornithiformes; Mesitornithidae
Gene: IQCK
Product: IQ motif containing K
Exons: 8
Molecular function (GO): protein binding
Source: RefSeq, a predicted model, not a curated record
AAACAUACCUUUGUGUGCGUUUCUGCUGCCAGUAGUCCCGAAAGUAUCCAGCCUAUUGCAAUAGUGUCACGGCCUCUGGCUUACCAUGCAAUAACUUGCACCCCACAUGGAUGCAGCUUUGUGUGUUCCCCUGAGUACGAAGCAGAACAGCUUCAAUUUCCAGAUGUUCUUGAAUCAAAACAUGGAUCUGUGUCUUUAGAAGAAGGAAUAUUGCAGCCGUUAAGUACUGAACAAUUUUAUUCAGCCCCUGCAGCUGAUACCGUUGUCCAACAGUCACCUCCCAUUCUUGAGGCAGCUCCCUUUCCAAAACCACCUGAUCCAAAAACAUGUUCUCCUCAAGAAUACUUAGAGAAUUACUUAUUUCCAGUACUCUUACCUGGAAUUGCUGAACUUCUGCAUCAAGCAAAGAAGGAAAAGUGUUUUGAGAGAAAAAGAACCAAAUUUAUUGCCUGUGAUUUCCUAACUGAGUGGUUAUACAACAAGAACCCAAAGAGGAAAGAUGAGUCAUUCACAGAAUUCUUUUGCAUUCCUUUUGUUCACGACUGGCUCAAAGACCAUCCUAGACCACCAAUUCCUCUGUCUCUCCUUCUAUCAGAAGAAGCAGCAAGCAUAAUAAUUCAGUCCUUCUGGAGAGGUUAUCGGGCCCGCUGCACUAGUGAAAUACAAGAGCUACGGCAGUGGCAAAAGCAGUUGAGAGAGGACAAAAACAUUAUUGAAAGAGUGAAAGAAUUCUGGAUUAAGCAGGAAGCCAAAU